GGGGGGAUAGACCCGAGCAAAUGCUCAACUUUCAGCGCCUGCAAAAGUUUCAAACCAUUUGAUCGGAGAUAGUUUGUCGAGAUAGCAAUCGUGAUCUUCGCAAGCCACCUGAGUGAGCAAAGAGCUCCAUAUUCAGGGAUAUAAAAAGCCCCAGAUGCAGAGAUAAAUGGAGACGAUUUCAAUUAGUAUAUACGGCUCAGCGUGAUGUUCUUGCCGCCACUGACGCGAUGAACUGAGAGUGGUUGCCAUCUCCAAGAGUCGAGCCUGCCAUGUGAUCACCGCCCCAGCCCUCCAAGGCUGCCCUAUUUCUAUUCCCCAUCCCAGUUGCCAACUCAUCUCAUCGAUGCCAUCAGACAUUACAUAUUGUUAUCAUCGGAGCCCCUCCUUUUACUCUCUUAUCUCCACACUGACUUCGUGUCGGUGCUGAUAUCGCCAUGCGUUCCUCAACAGCUCUCCCUCUACUCCUCCCCCUCGCCGUCUUCUCCGCAGCCCAUCCGUCUCUCCGCAACACCAACAACAAUGACAACCCAUCCACCCCUCCCCCGUUGGUAAUAUGGCAUGGCCUGGGCGAUGAAUCCGACAGCGAUGGAAUGCAAUACGUGACCGACCUAGUCCAAAAGGUCAACCCGGGCACCUACGUCCACCGAAUCCGUCUAGGCGACACCGCAGCCGACGAUCGCAAGGAGUCCUUCAUGGGCAACGUCACAGAACAAGUCGCGACAGUCUGCGAGCAACUCGCCUCAGACCCCAACAUCAGCAAUGCACCCUCCAUCAACGCAAUGGGUUUCUCCCAGGGCGGCCAAUUCCUUCGAGCCUACGUCCAACGCUGCAACUCGCCCCCUGUCCGGAACCUAGUCACUUUCGGCAGUCAGCACAAUGGCAUCUCGCAAUUCCAGACGUGCGGGCCGGGAGACUGGCUCUGUAAAGCGGCCAAUGCGCUCUUAUACUCCGGUCGCUGGACAAAAGUCGUCCAGUCGCAGCUCGUCCCCGCGCAGUACUUCCGCGACGCAGCCGAUCUAGACGAUUACCUCGCUUACAGCAACUUCCUGGCCGAUAUCAACAAUGAACGGGAGGAGAAGAACCCUACAUAUCGCGAUAACCUUGCUUCCCUGAAUCGCUUUGUCAUGUUCAUGUUCGACGAUGAUCACAUCGCUCACCCGAAGGAGAGUUCGUGGUUUGCCGACUACAACUCCUCCAGUGAAGAGCUGACACCGCUGCGUGAGAGAGAUCUGUAUAAAGAGGAUUGGUUGGGGUUGAAGAUUUUGGAUGAGCAGGAUAAGUUGCACUUUAAAACUACCCCUGGUGCUCAUAUGCAUUUGACGGAGGAGGUUCUGAACGAAACAUUCAAAGAAUACUUCGGACCCGUCGAGGACACCGAGGCCGAUGCUACAAAUCAUGUCCUCAUUAAACAGGGUGGCCACUGAAGGAAGCUGAAAUUCUUUUCUUUAGUGAUUUAUUUUCACCCAGACUAUUUUAAUCUCAUCCGGGCUUCCUUACUGCUGUAAAUUAAGACAAAGACAAGGACCAUGUUAUAGCAUCUUUACUCAAUUCGUAGAACUGGUAACUAAAGUAACACUGUAAAGUUCAUGUAAUUAUCAACUUGCCUAAAUACAAGAUAAGCCAUAUAAAUCUUCACCCUCCUGCGUUGGAGUACUGUACAACGAACAUAAAUUGACAGUAUUCUAAGUUAUCCAGACCAUUAGAAACCGCAUAGCCCGAACAUCUGUCCUGAAAAGCAAAGGCAAAAAAAAAAAAAAAAA
This is a messenger RNA of Aspergillus wentii DTO 134E9, 1760 nucleotides long. RefSeq names its product palmitoyl-protein thioesterase family protein. Gene Ontology annotation, cellular component: lysosome. The record is from RefSeq and is a predicted model, not a curated record. The transcript has a single exon. Gene Ontology annotation, molecular function: thiolester hydrolase activity; palmitoyl hydrolase activity. Bases 435 to 1424 code for a protein of 329 amino acids. Lineage: Eukaryota; Fungi; Ascomycota; Eurotiomycetes; Eurotiales; Aspergillaceae.